UAAUAGAGCUGUGAAGUUUCGCUACCGCUGUACACUGUCCACCUCCUCAGUGCUUAUUGCUGCUCAGCUAAAUGGCUCGUUUUAAAACCAUGUUGGGACACAAUAAAGAAAAGUUCGGUUUCUGAACCUGACGGCACCGGAGUUUGACGUUUUUAAUUUUCCCUCUAACCCUUCCCCUGGGCCCUGAUGUGGCCGUGCAGAGGUUCAGAACAGCGGACAAGCUGAGGAAUAAGAGUUCUGGCACAGCGACCUGCAACUACGCACACAAGAAAGACUGAAGUGUCCAGAUUUCACUGCAACUGAUAACCAAACUGUUACCAUGUCGACCUCAUCGCUAAGACGACAAGUGAAGAACAUCGUUCACAAUUACUCUGAAGCAGAGAUAAAGGUCAGGGAAGCGACCUCCAAUGACCCUUGGGGUCCGUCCAGCUCUCUGAUGUCAGAGAUUGCAGACCUGACCUAUAAUGUAGUGGCCUUCUCAGAGAUCAUGAGUAUGGUGUGGAAGAGACUCAAUGACCAUGGGAAGAACUGGAGACAUGUUUAUAAGGCUAUGACCCUUAUGGAGUAUCUGAUAAAGACAGGUUCAGAAAGAGUGGCACAGCAGUGCAGGGAAAACAUUUACGCUGUCCAGACUCUUAAAGACUUUCAGUACAUAGACAGAGAUGGCAAGGACCAGGGGGUCAACGUACGCGAGAAAGCCAAGCAGCUGGUGACGCUCCUGAAAGAUGAGGAAAGGCUACGGGAGGAGAGGAUCCAUGCGCUCAAGACCAAAGAAAAGAUGGCACAGACUUCAAGUGCAUCUUCGGCUCCCUCGGCUCCUACUUUAGGACUGCAGUCGGGCUCGGAGGCGGAACAGGCCUGGCCACAGAGCUCAGGGGAGGAGGAUCUGCAGCUGCAGCUGGCAUUGGCUAUGAGCAAGGAGGAGGCGGAGCAGACUAGUGCUGACCCACUGGAAGAUGCAGAGCUGCGCUUCGUCCUUACGCUCAGCGUGGAAGCUCAACAAGAGGAAGAGCGACUGCGCCGGGGAGAUGACCUGAGGCUGCAGAUGGCCAUUGAGGAGAGCAAGAAAGAAAAGACUAAACCAGAGGAGUCCUCUCUAAUGGAACUAAGUGCAGCAGACCCAUGGGGAGCUUCAGCAGCUCCACAUGCUUCGAGCUCCUCUGGUCCCUCUCCUCCUCGGUCUGUCACGCCUGCCUCAGCUGCAGGACCAUGGGGCCACACUGACCCCUGGGGAGCAGCAUCCCCUGCCUCUCCACCAAGCUCUGAUCCCUGGGGUAGUGGUCCACCCACGAUAACUCCCCCUCCAGACCCAUGGGGAGAGUCAUCCAAAGUGAAUUCUGACCCUUGGGCAUCCACAGCUGUGACCCCUCCUAGUACAGACCCCUGGGCCUCGUCAGUGGCUGCAGCCCCAGCUCCACUCUCGGGGUCAUCUGACCCCUGGGCUGGAGAAGGGGUUGCCCCUGCCAGUGACGCCCCAUCAUCUGACCCCUGGAGCAGCACUAAACACAAUGGCACAGGUGAUCCAGACAGGAGAGGCUCCACAGUAACAGGCAGUGAUGGGGGCGGUGGAGGAAGCACAGGCUCUCCGGUACCAUUCGACCUCUCAUCGCUCAGCUCCUCCCUUCCCGUUAGAAAAACACCAGAGUCGUUCCUGGGACCCAACGCAGCACUCGUGGAUCUGGACUCUCUAGUAUCAUCAAAACCCAAGACCAGACAGACCCCACCCACUAUGGCAUCGUCUCACAACCCUUUUCUUCAGGCACAAAGUCCGUCUCCUGUACCAGGCAUGGCUGUCACUCCAGGCAGCACCAUUUCCAGCCGGGGCGUGUCACCAACACCGCCUUCAUCUUCGAACCCGUUUGGCGUUACCCCAAUGGCCUCCAUUUCUCCCCAGCCUUCCUCGCUGGGUCUAAGCCAACUGCGUACCAGUCCUGUCCCUCCCAACCCUAUGCUGGGCCCUAUGCCAGGCCUGGGAAUGGUCCAGCCAGGAAUGAGCAUGCCAGGAAUGGGGGUCCCAAUGGCAGCUCCCAGCAUGGGUAUGGGAAUGCCUUUCAGUGGAAUUUCUCCAAUGGGGCCUGCAGGAAACUCCAUGCUGAUGGGUUCAGGAGGAGUGGCUCAGCCUGCGCUCGUUUUGGGCGGGCCAUCGGGAAUAGGUGGAGCUAUGGGUGCUGGGGGAUCGAUGGCAGGGGGCGGGGCUGCAGGUGCUAGCACCAAUCCAUUUCUUCUCUGAGAGAAUACACUGCUCAGGUCUCUGACCUUCGCACUCGAUCCACUUGCCAUGUCAACACAGUUUUCGUGCAAUUUGAAGAGAUUUUGUGCACUAUAUUUAAAGAAGAAAAAAUGACAUGACGACGCAUUUCAGAUCCCAUUUCUCCUCCCCCACCCAUUUUAUUUUGCUUUACAGAAUAAAUGAGAAGUAGUGGCACAGGGAACGAUUCAUUUUCAUUUUAGCUUAAUAUCUUUUUUUGUUUUGCAGGGCUGAUGUAGGCUUGUAUGAAUGAUAAGGGCCAUUCAGUGAAUCCAGGUGUUUAUUAUUAAUGAUUUUACUGAAAUGAAAUGCUAGGUAAAUACAGACUAAAAGUGAAGGACAGAAAGCUGGUGAGGCAAAUUAGCCACUAACUCACUUCCUCAGAAGCGAUAUAAAUGACAACCUGAGUGUGCAUGAAGGAACGCUUAAACUCCUAUUUUAUGGACUAAGGGCGGCUCACCUCACUGCAUUUUAGCCACAACCGAUGAAUAUUUCAGCAGGUUUAUUACUUUUAAUUUAAUGUGUAAUUUUGUUUUCUAAUUUAUUAUAUUUUUCCUGAUUCUUGAGAACAAAUCAACCAAGGAGUGUCACAUUGAAAUGCAGCCUCUUCUGGAUGGGCUGUCUGCUUUAGCAUUCUGUACCCUGUGACAUUGUACUGCAGACUGUAACGACAGUUCUUACACUUUUUAAGUUGCUUCAGGAAGUCGGAUUGGUGUUCUUUUUUAGACAUUGUGUCCAGUCGUUCCACGUACCCUAACGCUGUGCUUACUACACACACCUCAUCUGUCAGGGAUUUCUAUCUGCAUUAUAGUGACACUUUACAGUGCUUGUUCAUGAAGGCGUCUGCAUUUAGUAUUAAUUUCCUAAGUUUUAAUGUGACCUGGUGCAUCGGGUUAAACAUUUCACUACUACCCAACUUUUUUCUGAUCUUUUUGGAAAGGAAAAUGAUUGGGGUCACUUUCCUCUAUUGUGACAUGAAUCAUGUGUUUGACAAAUUUAAAAUGAUACAAAUUGGGGACUGAAUAAAAAUUCAUGCUGUUA
This is a messenger RNA of Trichomycterus rosablanca, 3289 nucleotides long. It is a transcript of the gene epn1a, whose product is annotated as epsin 1a. Gene Ontology annotation, molecular function: clathrin binding; phospholipid binding. Bases 320 to 2230 code for a protein of 636 amino acids. The record is from RefSeq and is a predicted model, not a curated record. Gene Ontology annotation, biological process: endocytosis. NCBI's taxonomy places the organism in Eukaryota, Metazoa, Chordata, Actinopteri, Siluriformes, Trichomycteridae. The transcript is spliced from 13 exons. Gene Ontology annotation, cellular component: clathrin vesicle coat; plasma membrane; endosome.